Molecule: messenger RNA, 2689 nt
Organism: Portunus trituberculatus (swimming crab)
Lineage: Eukaryota; Metazoa; Arthropoda; Malacostraca; Decapoda; Portunidae
Product: protein C8orf37 homolog
Exons: 5
Coding region: 260-820 (186 amino acids)
Cellular component (GO): cytosol
Source: RefSeq, a predicted model, not a curated record
GAGCAACACAUUCCUGUAGCCUGAGUCUGCCUGAUCGCGGGCCCGCGGCUUGUGUUAGUCGCUAAACGCUUGUGAGGACUGAGGAGGGUUGUGUAGUGGUGGUGUGUGCAGAUUCUCCGCCUGCUUCUGUCUCUCUCUAUUUAGUUUUACCUGCAUUUCACUAUUCUAUCACCACUACACCAAAAACGCAAGAGACUUAAUCAACUGUGUGUGCAUCGCGAGUUGAUUUUGCAUCCCAAGUUAGUGACUGGAGGGGCAAAUGGCAGAUGACAUAGAUGAUCUGCUGGAUGAGGUGGAGGAAAGCCUCAGUCACAACUCCAGCAUCUCAUCCGACAGGAGGGUGAAGCACAGUAAAAGUGAGAGCGUGAAGACAGAUGACCUCAAGGACCUGUUAGAUGACAUUGAUGAGCCUCCACUCCCACGCUCUGCCAUCCCAUCACACCCUUCUUCCCCGAACAUUAGCGGCAAGUGCAACAGUCCCCUCCUAGCAGGUGUCUCUGUUCAGCCAGGCAUCUCCACGGGAGUCACUCAGAGAGCGUGUGACCGCCUGCGCUGCCUGAAGUGUGACAUGACAGUGGUGACGAUGGAUGGCUUCUGCUGGUCCAGUACCAUCGACUACUUCUUCCUGCGCAACAACUACCCUGACCUGGCCCGGCUGUGUGCCCGCCUGGAGCCACAGCGCGUGGCCCGUGCCUACGCCUGCCAGUGUCAGCACCUCUCUCUCACUGAGCCCUCCAGCCUGGCCCACCUUGACGGACUAAAGUGGGUGUGUGGCGGCCAUUCCCCUAAUAGCAUGGCUGAUAACCAUCUCAAAACCUAGACCGGUAGGAAUUGUAAUGCAUAUGGAGGCUGUGAGGGAAGAGUCAUCAGGCAGCAAGAGUAGCAGCUGUCUCAGAUCUUAGCUUGAUUGACACUGUAACACCCAUGGGCUGUGAGCUUGUUCAGUAUCAGCAAUAUGACGGCUCUAGGGAAAGCUCAGUGUGUGUGGAGGCACACGCACACACACACACACACACACACACACACACACACACACACACACACAGAGUUAAUAGUCAUCCCAACUCUUAAUUUGAUAUAGUAACAAGUUGAAGACUGUGAGGGUGUGUGGCAUCAGCAGCAUUGUAGCUCAAGUUUCUACAGUUGGGAUAGCUUCAAAAGAGAAGUGUCAAGAUAAGUUCAGAACUAAAUUAGCAAACUUUUUGUUUCCUAUAACAUUAGCACUUAAGGAGUGGCUUAUUGAGUGGAUUUUUUUCAUUAUCACUUUUAUGCUAUUUGCCAAAUUCCUGGACACAGAAAGAGGGAUAGCUAUAGGAACAUAAGUACACACUAAUUGCCUCAGCUUGCUUUACCCUGACAUGUGGUUAUGGUAAAAAAAAUAAACAAUAAGUAGGAAGAAAAUAAAAUGUGAUACAGAGUUGAAAUUAACACCAUGGUACUUAUGGAUUUACAAGGUUUUGUCUGAGGUCACAACUCUCUGAAACAAUACUAUGAGCUAAUUCAACCAGCUUGCAUCAUCACCUUCACAUCAAGAGUUCAGAACAUAGUUACACAAUUCAUUCAUUUACCUUGUGCCAGAAUUUGUAACUUGGCUGGAAAUUAAUCCCUGCAGCCUCUCCCUUUAUUCUCAUUGGACUUUGAAAGAGCUAGUACAAAAUGAUCCGUCCUCUUUGUGCCAUUGUCAACACUGUAUAAGAUAAUGAGUAGGUAAUAAGGGCACAGUGUUCUUCAGAGUUGUUAUCUAUAAAUUGUCUAGUCCAAUUCAUUCACCUGCUUGUCAUCUCUCAUAUUUUCCAUCAAAGCUUUCCUUCUCUCUCACUUUUAUCAUAUUGUUAUUUUCCUUGGAAGGUUUCAUUUAAUUUGUUUCUCUCUCUGUCUCUCUCUCUCUCUGUCUCUCUCUCUCUCUCUCUCUCUCUCUCUCUCUCUCUCUCUCUCUCUCUCUCUCUCUCUCUCUCUCUCUCUCUCUCUCUCUCUCUCUCUCUCUCUCUCUCUCUCUCUCUCUGUUAGAAAUGUUUGUGUGUAUUUAUUCAUUUUGACUGUGUGCUUGCUCUUAGUCACAGUUCUUGGUAGCCUGGCAUCACUUCAUCCAUACACUAUUCAGAACAACAUUACAAGGUUGGCUUUUUUUAUAUUGCAUUUGUUAUACUUAUUUAUUUUGUUUUAUUUUAUUAUUUUUUAUUUAUUUAUUUUCUAUUUAUUUUUUUAUGUAUAUUUUUAUUUUGUUAUUUUGUUUAUUUAUUUACUUAUUUGUUUAUUUAUUUAUUGUGAUCAAGGUUUCUUAGUACUUUAAAAGGAGGCUGUAGUAGAAGUUAUUGUUUUUUUUUUGUUUUUUUUUUUCAAGGAUGUUUCAUGGUACCAGGGAUAUGUAACAAGAAUCAUGUACCUUCAUUGAAAAAAACAUCCAUUGAAACCCAACUGAUCGUGUAUUAUGGCUUUCUAAAGUAGUUCUUGUGAGUGGCCAAAGUGUUUCAGGAUGUGGAUCCAAACACUGGAAAUAAGUUGUGGAGAUUAGUCAACUUCACUGUAUUGUAUUGUACUUUUCUGCUUUACAUUAUUCUAGUCACUUCUGUACCUGUUUUGUAUCUGUCACAGCAGAACUUAUAAGUUCUUGCCAUCAUAUUAAGCAUUGUACUGUGUUUUAAUGGAAACAGCAUCAAAGAUGAUGUGAUAAAUACAUUCAUGUAUUGAA